AUGAAGGUAUAUGUGGAUGAUAUGGUCAUAAGAAGUCGGUCGGUCGAAGAACACGUGAAAGAUUUAGAGGAAGUGUUUGUGCAAGUACGGAAGUUUCACAUGCGCUGGAACCCAUCCAAAUGCACUUUCGGAGUUCAGACUGGGAAAUUUCUAGGUUUUAUGCUAACCGCUUGGGGCAUAGAAACAAAUCAUGAUAAAUGUCGAGCGGUAUUAGAAAUGAGAAGUCUGCAAAGGUUAGUAGGGCGACUGACGGUGUUGUCCCGUUUCAUACCCCGACUAGUAGAACAUAUAAAACCCAUUAUUAAGGUGAUGAAGAAAGGUGCGCAAGUAUGUUGGGAUAAUUGCUGUGAGGUUGCUUUUGAAGAAGUUAAGAAAAUCCUCACGGAACCGCCAGUGAUGGGACAGCCAGAACCGAACCAGGAGUUACAGGUCUUUUUGGCCAUCUCUGAUGAAGCAAUUAAUGCAGCAUUGGUGCAGGAGGAGCCGGAGCUGAAGUUAGUAUAUUUUGUAAGCAGGGGUCUCAAGGAAGCUGAGAUUCGUUAUCAGCGAGUAGAGAAGGUGGCAUUAUCUUUGUUGUAUGCCGCUCGGCGUCUUAAACCGUACUUCCAAGGACAUCAAAUAGUGGUGCAGACCGACUAUCCCAUAGCAAAAGUUCUUCGAAAACCAGAUUUAGUUGGAAGGUUGGUUGGAUGGUCGAUAAAGCUUUCAGAAUUUGGCCUACGUUAUGAGCCACGAGGAUCGGUACGGGGACAACAUCUGGCAGAAUUUUCAGUAGAGUUAUUGGCAGAGGCGGACGAGUCGUUCUGCUGGAAACUCUCUAUAGAUGGUUCAUCUAACAGGCAAGGGAGGGGCACUGGGGUCGUUUUGGAGGGACCGAACGAGUUGAUGAUCGAGCAGUCUUUAAUCUUCAAGUUCAAAAUUAGUAAUAAUCAAACUGAGUAUGAGGCACUACUGGCUGGGUUAGAGUUGGCACGAGAUCUAGGUGCAGAAUACUUAGAUUACAGGAAAGAUUCCCAAUUGGUCAAACGGCAUAUGCGUGGUACGUUCCAGAUCAAGGACGGUCAGCUGCUGCAAUAUUUUCACAAAGCUAAGCAACUGGAGACAUGUUUCAGGUCUAUUGAAAUAAAACAUGUACCUCGAAAGAAGAAUUCCCGAGCGGAUAUGUUGUCGAAGUUGGCUACUGGAAAGGAGAAGGGACACUUGUCUUCGGUAAUAAGGCAAGUAUUGGAAAAACCGACAGUAGAAUGCUUCAAUGUGAGAAGUUUGGGAGGGCAAACGAGCUGGAAGGAAGAGAUAAUCCGAUUGAUCAAGGAGCCGGACGAGGGGGGAAGUCUUCAAAUUGAGGAUGUAAAGAAAAUUGCCAGGUAUUGUAUGGUGGGAGACGAUCUAUACCGAUGUGGGUACACUACGCCUUUAUUGAAGUGUUUGGAUGAAGAGGAGGCUAAGUAUGUCAUGAGGGAGUUACAUGAGGGCAUAUGUGGAAGGCAUACGGGGGGACGAGCACUUAGGGCAAGGAUCCUCCGAGCGGGAUAUUUCUGGAUAACAUUAGAGAAGGACUGUAUGACUUUCACUCAAAAGUUUUUGGCCUGUCAGAAACAUGGGAAUGUCUUUCAUGCUCCGGCUGCUGAAUUGAAUCAUAUUAUGUUCCCUUGGUCGUUCGCUCAAUGGUGA
Molecule: messenger RNA, 1671 nt
Organism: Vigna radiata var. radiata (mung bean)
Lineage: Eukaryota; Viridiplantae; Streptophyta; Magnoliopsida; Fabales; Fabaceae
Exons: 1
Coding region: 1-1671 (556 amino acids)
Molecular function (GO): RNA-DNA hybrid ribonuclease activity; nucleic acid binding
Source: RefSeq, a predicted model, not a curated record